UUAUUUUCAUACAGGAACGUUUAUAAAGAUGUUACUUUUUUGCAGACUGCAAACCAAACAGUUCUGAAUGGCUGAUCAUUGUGGGAACUGUAUUUCUCUAUUUUACGUCUCUCGCAGAAGCCCUGGGUUGGAAUAAUACAGCGAACUACAUUACCCAUACUUCUCUGCUGUUGUGUGAGCCGUAGAGGAGGAGCGUGCCGGGUGUGCAGGCUGUUACCGAUGGGAAGAUGGUGGAAGCUGGAGCCGCAACGUGCACGAUCCUCCGUCCUAAACAUUUCCAGAAACAUUUACCAUCACAACCUGGCAUUAGAUAUCGGUUACCUGGGGACAACCAUAGAUAAUAAAUACUAAAACUAAGACGGAAUUCUAAGUAUUUUGAUUUCGGUGUGAGGCGCACCUUGCGUUGGUGGUGCCUAAAGCGUGGGGCCAAACUGCACAGAUCGCAGUAUUUUGAUACUCUGGGAAGGAUUUCUCGGCUGGGAUUAUUGAUAAACCGUUGACUGACUACAGCCUCUUGUUCUCUAUAAUCUGUCUCCUUUGGGCUUCGGUGUUUUGGAGCGGCUGUCAGAAUGCCACGAAGCAAAAAGGGGAAACGCGGUGGGAACAGUUCAAGUAAGGGCUCACUUCGACAGGAAGUGCUUCAGCUGCAGUUGUCAAAGACUGCCCUGUCACGUGCAGGGAGAAAUGGGGCGAGAGGCGAGUCUGGUGUGAGUGAUGAUGAUUUAGCGUCGGAUGUUCUCAGUCACUACAGCAGCGCCAGUGAGAGCGCGUCAGUCAUAGAGGAGGGCACAGGUGAGGUGGUAGAUGAACAAACUGCUCAGGAAGAAACAGAAGACAAACUGAAGCAAUGCAUCGACAAUCUGAUGGAAAAAAGUGCUAAGACCCGUCUGGCUGCACUAGAAAGUCUGCGCUUGGGGUUUUCUUCCAGAGUCCUGUAUGAGUUCCUGUUAGAGAGACGUUUCACCAUCAGUGACUGUCUGGAAAGGAGCUUGAGGAAAGGUGGAGGAGAGGAGCAGGCCGCUGCUGCUACAGUGUGCGCUCUCUUGUGCAUGCAGCUCGGGGGCGGAGUUGAAGGUGAGGAGGGCUUCAAGAUGCUCCGCCCCAUCCUCAGCUCCAUCUUGAUUGACAGUUGUGCCAGCCUGUCAGCUCGACAGAGUUGCGCUCGAGCUCUGGGUAUGUGCUGCUACGUGUCUGCCUCAGAUGAUGCAGAGGACCUGCUAAAAUCUCUUGGUCAUUUGGAGAGUGUGUUUAUGGGUGCAUAUCCCCUGGGUGAUGGCACUCUGCCCUCUGUCAAAGCCGGGACCCCUGCACUCCACAGCGCCGCCCUGCAGUCGUGGGCUCUGCUCUGCACCCUCUGCACUGCGUCACGCAUUAACACCAUUCUCAACCACCACUUGCCACAUCUACAUGCGUGUUUAGAAAGCAGUGAGGUGAACUUCAGGAUUGCUGUGGGGGAGACCAUUGCUCUGCUGUAUGAACUGGGACGGGACAUCGAUCAGGAGUUUGAGUAUGAGGACUGCAAUGCAUUGUGUGACAGUCUAAAGAGCCUAGCAACUGAUGGAAAUAAACAUCGUGCUAAAAAUGACCGCAGGAAACAGCGCUCAAUCUUCAGAGAGGUGCUGCACUACAUUGAGAAUGAAGAUUUCACAGAGGAGAAGAUCCAGUUUGGGAUUGAGGUCAUCUACAUUGAUGGCUGGAUGCGCCGCAAGAUUUAUGAUGCCUUUAAGGAAGUGCUCGAGUCUGGAGUCAGACACCACCUACAGUUUAAUCCUUUAUUAAGGGAUAUUUUUGGACUCGGACCUCCUCUCAUCCUGGAUGCGUCUGUCAAAGCCAGCAGGAUCUCCCGCACAGAGAGGCAUCUGUUUAACUCUGCUGCAUUCAAAGCUCGGACUAAAUUAAGGAACAAAGUGAGGGACAAACGUGCCGACGUGAUGUGAGGAUGAAGGCGACAAAGAGAGAAACACUACAUCCUUAAAAUCCCCUCGGCUCACUUGAAAUUAUAGUUUGACAUACUGCCAAGCCAGAGACUUGACAAUGGACAUGCGUGACUGUCUGAGUGUGAAAGGCUGGGUGUGUGCACGUGUGUAUGUGGUGUUGUGUUUUUAUUUAACAUCACAGUGUGAAAGCUAGGAAUCCUACAAUUAAACAAACAUGAAAUAUUGUAUCUUUAUAACAACCUCUUGUAAGGCUGUAUUCAGCUUUUCUGUUGAAACCUGUUUUACCUCCUCAAGUGUUUUUGGGACAAAAGAGAAUUUUUAUCAUUGAAACAUGAACUUUUUACAGCUCUGCUACAAACAAAGAGGCCAAGAAACGUAAUUUUUUUUUUAGUUUUUCUAUAUCCAUUUAUAUAAAUGGAUUAUGCAUUCUGAUGAUGCAAACAAAUGAAAAUUCAUCUUUGACUGCAGGUUGCCAGAGUUAGUGUAGACUGUUUUGUUAAACCUCUCUCACUGCCACUAAAUAAACCAUAUUUCACAUCUUAAUUCUACUCAUCUUCUGAAAAGGGGUUUCAGAAGAUGAGUAGAAUUAAGAUGUGAAACGUUGUUGUUUUUUAUUUUUAUUUUUUAUUUUUUUGGGUCAGUGUGAUGAAGUCAAAUAAGGUUCUUGCAUCAUUGUACCCUCACCACAAGCUCAUGUCUGCCCAUUUAGAUCAUGCUUUCAACAUUUCUUUUGAAUUUCUUUCUAAAUAUCAAAAACCAGCAUGUCAUAAGUUUUCUUUGACGCAAAAGUACUGUAUGCAGCAGCAGGAUUUUGGAAGAGAAAACACAAAAUAAAUUAUGUAAUUAUCCUUAACAGUGUUG
Molecule: messenger RNA, 2798 nt
Organism: Sinocyclocheilus anshuiensis
Lineage: Eukaryota; Metazoa; Chordata; Actinopteri; Cypriniformes; Cyprinidae
Product: interferon-related developmental regulator 2-like
Exons: 13
Coding region: 570-1937 (455 amino acids)
Source: RefSeq, a predicted model, not a curated record